This is a messenger RNA of Seminavis robusta, 1722 nucleotides long. The record is from the annotation of a GenBank genome assembly. Lineage: Eukaryota; Bacillariophyta; Bacillariophyceae; Naviculales; Naviculaceae.
AUGACAACGUUAGCGACAACAACAACACAACAGAAUCAUCGCAGCAACGCCAAUUUGGAUAUGAGCAUUGACUUGAGCAUUGCCGAUCUGGACAGCAUCAUGGCGACGACAACAGCUCCUUCCAAAUCGAAAUUGUUGGACGACACGUCCUCUCAAACAACUGCCACUGUGGAAGAGUCGUUCAUCAAUCAUCAAUCGUACGGUGACUUUAUGAAUCGCAGUACGCUCAUCCGACCGUUGGCCAUGAGCGACAACAGCUGUGACAAUAAUAUUAUGGGCAUGAGCAAUAAUAGCCGCGCCGGUGAUCCUUCCAUUGCCGACAUUCAACAAGUCUUUGCCAGUCAUACACGGAUCCGUGCCAUGAACAACAACAACAAUAGUCGCUUCAUGACAAAUGACAGUAGUCGACGAUCGACCAUGACGGACAGUAGUCGUCGCAAUGCCGCGAGCAGACGGGCCAUGGCGUCGGCCAUUCCCAAACUUACGACUCCAACAGCAGCAGCAACAGCAGUAAUGAUGCAAGAGAGUUGCUGUAGUCUAGACAGUAGUGCGGCUCGCGUAGGAUCACCACAAGAACAAGACGACAACGACGAACGAUUGGCCAUGAUGAUGAAGGAUCAUUCGCAUGGCGAUGAAAUGAGUCUGAUGGACUUUGAUACCGUCUGUUUUGCACCCGAGCCUGUUCCGAAAGAUCAUCGACGACGCAACGUUCCUUCCACACGACAGUGCACUACCAAGUACGCCAGAGGUUUGGGAACCUUUGCGUCCGUCGGAAGUCAAGCCAUUCGAGCUGCUUCUACUACUACAAGUACUAGUACUACUCCGACUCCCUUGGCGGUGGUGACCAAGAACACCAACAAAAAGUUACUCGACGAAAUCCAAAAGGCCAAGAAAAAGCAACCACCGGCCAAGCCACGACGUACCAGUAGUCGCAAGCAAAUCGUGCCAACAACGGCCGAACAACAACACAAACAACAACCUCCGUCCACACGACGCCCUCGUCGUCGUCGAUCCAAGAGUCCCGUCGCACGAACUGCUAGUAAUCGCAGCAGUUCCAGUCGACGAUCCAACAAUAAUAAAGAGAGAACAAGACGAUCGUCGCGCGAUCAGUCGCCACCUCCCUUGGCCCCAUCGACGGUCAAUGUCCGACGCGUCAAGUCCCACGAUGAAACCAGUGGACGACACUUGUUGCGCAAGUCAACACGGCCUUCUACGACUACUAGUAAACCCCGUCGGACCAAGAGUACCGAUGCCAUUCCUCCCCCGCCACUGGCCCGACGCACCAGUCGUGCGGCUGUCCAAAAGUCCUUUCAAGAAGUCGCCAUGACGAUUGAUCUCGGCAAUUCCGAUCAUCAUCCGGCCUUUGUCGACGACGAUGACGAUGAUGAUAGCAGCAGCAAUAACAACAAUGACUGGCAAGAGUCGGUGCGAUCCAAUCUCCUGCUCGACAUUCAACAAGUUGUCAAGGCCAAGGAAGAUACCAAGGCACGACGCAGUACCGUCAUUGAUUCGCUGUUGGACAUGUUACUCGAUGAUAUUGAUACAACGAACAACAAAAAGACCGCCAACAAACCCAGGAAACAACGACGAAACACUGCCAUGCGCAGCAGCAGUCGACGUCAGGAGUCGUCCAACAACUCGGCCAGUACGGGAAGUAGCGCUGGUAGCAGUAAUCGACGACGGGCGGCGGCUAAUGGUACUUCCAGAACCAAGUCGACCUGA